Brassica rapa (field mustard) is the source of this 1384-nucleotide messenger RNA. Its product is annotated as agamous-like MADS-box protein AGL15. The record is from RefSeq and is a predicted model, not a curated record. Lineage: Eukaryota; Viridiplantae; Streptophyta; Magnoliopsida; Brassicales; Brassicaceae. Gene Ontology annotation, molecular function: DNA-binding transcription factor activity; RNA polymerase II transcription regulatory region sequence-specific DNA binding; protein dimerization activity. Gene Ontology annotation, cellular component: nucleus. Gene Ontology annotation, biological process: positive regulation of transcription by RNA polymerase II.
GAAGAAACACAACUUUAGUUAGUCAACAAAAGGAAACGUGGGUCCCCAGUAGAACUGGCAAAACCUCCAAAUGUGGCAAAAAGGUAUCAUGCAAAUUCCCCGUAAAUUAAAUAAAUAAAGAGAGAGAGAGAGAGAGAGAGCACGCAAAACAGUGCCCAUGCAACACACCAAACACUUUAAGUUUCUUUUUCCUUUUUCUUUUCUAGAAACAGAAAAUAUUCCAUCUAAAUUUAGCAAUCUCUGUCUUCCCUUUAUAGACUAGCUAGUACCCCAAAAAGGAAUUGAAAGACAGAAGAGAGAUUUAAAACCUUGGCCUUUCCUCUCUUCGUAUUCACAUUCAGGGGGGGAAAGAGAAAGAAGAAGAUGGGUCGUGGGAAAAUAGAGAUAAAGAGGAUCGACAAUGCGAAUAGCAGACAAGUUACUUUCUCCAAGAGGCGUGCUGGUUUGCUCAAGAAGGCUCAUGAGCUCUCUGUUCUUUGCGACUCUGAGGUUGCCGUCAUCGUCUUCUCCAAGUCCGGCAAGCUCUUCGAGUUCUCAAGUACUCGACUGUCCUCAUUUGAUUAAUUUCAGCAUGAAGCGAACGCUUUUGAGAUACGACAACUACCAACGUUCUUCAGAUGCUCCUCUGAUUAAUUAUAAACCAGAGGAGGAGGAUUGUACAGAGGUGGACCUUUUAAAGAAUGAGAUCUCAAAGCUUCAAGAGAAACAUUUACAAAUGCAAGGUAAGGGCUUGAAUGCUCUGAGCUUGAAAGAGCUGCAACACCUUGAACAACAACUAAAUGUCUCAUUGAUAUCUGUGAGAGAGCGAAAGGAACUAUUGCUGACUAAACAACUUGAAGAAUCACGGCUCAAGGAACAGAGAGCAGAGCUGGAAAACGAGACCUUACGUAGACAGGUUCAAGAACUCAGAAGUUUUCUCCCGUCCUUCAACCAACAAUAUGUUCCAUCCUACAUCACAUGCUUCGCUAUAGAUCCCAAGAACUCCCCCGUAAACAACUCUGGCUUGGACGACACUAACUACAGCCUCCAGAAGACCAAUUCAGACACAACAUUGCAAUUGGGGUUGCCGGGAGAAGCACAGGCUAGAAGGAUCGAAGGAAAUAGAGAGAGCCCAUCAAGUGAUUCAGUAACAACGAGCACCACCAAAGCAACUCCACAAAGGAUCAAUGUAGUUUAGCAUUUCGCUGUUUAGCCACGGAGAAAUAUGGGAGUGAGGCAAAUAAUGUAUUCCUCUGUAGCAAGUAUCCCAUUAUUUCAAAACCAAUGUUAGAAGAGAAGAAUCGAUGUAUGAUACAUUAUGUAUCUCAUCUUCCAUUCUAGUCUAACUCUAACCUCACUGUUUAAUCUUUAUCUCCUUCCUAUUCUUCUGAUUAUCUUUGGUCUU